Notodromas monacha is the source of this 6652-nucleotide messenger RNA. The record is from the annotation of a GenBank genome assembly. NCBI's taxonomy places the organism in Eukaryota, Metazoa, Arthropoda, Ostracoda, Podocopida, Cyprididae.
AUGCUCGUGUCUACCGUACGAUCACGGAAAUCCACACCAAUCACGGAUUUCCAGGUGAUCGUUCGUGUUCAGCGCGAGAAUUCCGGAUGCGGUGUCCAAAAUGUCAAUCUUAGGAUCAUGUCUUCCUUCGACGGGACAACAUCAAGAUGUUUUGUUACGUUGGACAAUUUUGAAGCGAAGCUUCCUGAAAUUUUAUUGGCGAUUCGAGAAGCGACUUUUAUUGCUGUGGAUACGGAAUUCACAGCCUUACGUUGUGAUAAAGCCAACCUUCCGAGUUUGUUCGACACGAUUGAAGAACGAUAUGAAAAAGCUCGUCAUGCUUUAAAAAAUGUUGCGAUCAUCCAACUGGGUGUCGCACUAUUCCAUAUGACUGAUCGGUACAAUUUCAGCGCGAAGUGCUACAACUUGCUGCUAUUUCCACGACAUUAUCCGGGAACUGCUCAUGAUCCGUCGAUCAGUCUUCAAGCAUCAUGUCGGAGGUUUCUCGUCCGGCACGGCUUUGAUUAUUCUUCGUGGGUUCAGAAGGGCAUUUCUUAUGCGAAUCGCGAGGAAGUGCGAAAGCUUGAGCUUGAACUUGGCUCUUGGGAUCGUCACGAGGCAGAUGCCGCGAUCCGUUACACUGCUGGAGCCAGUGUCGUCUUCGAUGAGCUGGUGGCAAGCAAGAAAACUUUGGUCGGACACAACUUGUUCAAUGAUCUCGUGCUUCUCCACGCCAGUUUUUACGAACCACUGCCGAAGAGUUUCUCGGAAUACAAACGCAAUAUACAGCGAAUGUUUCCGUCUGUGAUAGACACCAAGUAUGUUGCUUUCACCGUAGGCAGGAAGUUAUGGAAAACAACGCAGGCGGAUAUUUUCGACGACACUGGUCUGGAACUUCUUUAUGAGUCUUUGAAGCGGCAGCAACAUGUUCCCUUGAUCGCCGUUCCGAACGACGCAACAGCGAGAGCGCAUGAAGCCAGUUAUGACGCUUACAUGGCUGGCUGUGUAUUUUUAUUCGCUGCUAAUACAUACGCCGUCCACGUCUCCAAGUCGAAAGUUUCCGGAAAUUACUUAUCUUUUCAGGAAGCUAAACACGCCCUUAGAGAGAUGAUUAAUAAAGUGAACGUUAUCCGAGCCAGGAUCAAUACGAUGGAUCUAUCAAGCGACGAGGCUGUGAUCGGAAAUCGACCUGGAUUCCUGGUUGUAACGAGUAAAAGGGGUUCACUUGAUGCCACUACAUUGAACGACGUUUUAUCCAGAAUUGCGGGGGCUGAUUUGAGAGAUUUGGGUAGCGGGAAGGUUUUACUAGCGCCGAUUUCUGGGCGAGCUGAAAGAGUCAUCAGAGAGAAAUUUGCAGCGAAGGGUUCUGAGUACCGCGCAAGGAAGUUUCUAUUUUUUCGGGAUGAUCCGUUUUGGGAAUAUCUAUCGCUUCGAAGUGUUUAUUGUGUGAGUGUUUUCUUUCUCGGACGGAAAACCAGUUGCUUCAGGAAUUCUCAAAAGCAUGGGACGUGGUCUACGAUGGAAACAGAUCCCUUGAAAUUCGUGCAGCGUCAACAACCAAAGUCGCCGGAUUUGUUUUAUCAGUCGCUCGAGUCACCCAGUCACAAAAUGGUCAGAAGAGAAGGGAAUUCCGUAGUGAAGAAAGAUCGGAGGAAGUCGGAUGAGGAAAUGAUUGACGUGACACCCGGAGAAGGGGGCAUUGGGGAUGGAUCCGUGGACACAAGUUACACGAGUCACGCUGAUACGAGUGGGUCUUUGAAUGAAGACGAUUUUCCCCCGGGAGUAGCUCAGUGGAUCGUGAAGAAGAAAAGUGAUAGCGUUUGUGAUCUCUUGCGUGGUGCGCACGAUGCCUGGUCUGGUUGGGUUUGCGUGCUUCUCGUCGGUGUCGCCGCUGGCACUGUUGCGUCGGUUAUUGACAUUGGUGCGUCUUGGAUGGUCGAUCUGAGGGAAGGCAUUUGUCCGCAAGCCUUCUGGUUGAAUAAAGAACAAUGUUGCUGGGCGUCGAAUGAAACCUUCUUCGAUGACAUUGCGGGCACCAAGUGUCAAGAGUGGUAUGCUUGGCCACAAUUGUUGGGACUCUCCGAUGCUUACUCAGGGUUCGGCAUCUUUUUGGCAUACCUAUGUUACAUAUUCUAUUCGCUCUUCUUUGCGGCCCUUGCUGCCUUGCUCGUGCGCAUCUUUGCUCCAUAUGCGUGUGGAUCUGGUAUCCCUGAGAUUAAAACAAUCCUCAGUGGUUUCAUCAUCAGAGGCUACCUCGGGAAAUGGACACUUUUGAUCAAGAGCAUUUGUGUCAUGCUUUCGGUGUCAGCUGGUUUGUCUCUGGGCAAGGAAGGUCCGCUUGUCCACAUCGCUUGCUGCAUAGGCAAUAUCUUCUCCUACUUGUUUCCGAAAUACGGAAGGAAUGAAGCAAAAAAGCGAGAGAUUUUGUCAGCUGCGAGUGCCGCAGGAAUUAAAACAAUCCUCAGUGGUUUCAUCAUCAGAGGCUACCUCGGGAAAUGGACACUUUUGAUCAAGAGCAUUUGUGUCAUGCUUUCGGUGUCAGCUGGUUUGUCUCUGGGCAAGGAAGGUCCGCUUGUCCACAUCGCUUGCUGCAUAGGUACAUACUUCUUUCAAAGUCUCAGUGCUGAGAUUUUCUACCUAUUUUACUCGCACAGUCCUCUCAGAAAACAUGAAGUCAGCUAUUAUUUUCCGCUGAAAACUCUGUGGAGGAGUUUCUUCUGUGCUUUGGUGGCGGCUUUUAUUUUAUCUUCUAUUAAUCCCUUCGGAAAUGAGCACUCGGUGUUGUUUUACGUGGAGUACAAUAAGCCGUGGAUGUUCAUCGAAUUACUGCCGUUCAUAGGCCUCGGAAUUCUCGGAGGUGUCAUUGCUUCGGUGUUCAUUAAAGCGAAUAUCAGGUGGUGCAAAUUCAGGAAGGAGAGUAAACUUGGACAGUAUCCGGUUACUGAAGUGCUUGUGGUUGCCGGGGUUACUGCAGUGCUUGCGUACCCGAACCCCUACACUCGUAUGAGUACAUCGCAGUUGAUCUACGCGCUUUUUUCCCAAUGCGGCGUCACUGAUCAUCACGAACUCUGUGAUUACCAGAGGAACUUCACAAACAUCAACGAUAUCAUGAUGGCAGAGGCAGGGACUGGAGUGAGAAACGCUUUGUGGAAACUAGCACUCGCUCUGAUCUUCAAGCUAGUCAUUACGGUCUUCACUUUCGGCAUUAAAGUGCCCGCUGGGCUUUUCAUCCCGUCACUUUGCAUGGGUGCUAUUGUUGGACGCAUGACAGGGAUCGGAAUGGAACAGAUAGCUUUCAUGUACCCUAAGUCGUGGAUUUGGCAAGGAGAAUGUGAAAGUCAGUCGCAUUGCGUCACGCCGGGACUUUAUGCAAUGGUUGGAGCUGCUGCUGUUCUUGGAGGCGUUACGAGAAUGACGGUGUCCCUCGUUGUCAUAAUGUUCGAGCUAACCGGGGGUGUGAGAUACAUCGUGCCGCUAAUGGCGGCCGCCAUGGCUUCAAAAUGGGUCGCAGAUGCCCUCGGAAGAGAAGGCAUUUACGAUGCUCACAUUCUUCUCAAUGGAUACCCGUUUUUGGAUGCCAAAGAAGAGUACGCGCACACGACACGAGCUUCAGAGGUUAUGCAGCCACGGCAAGGGGAUCCGGUUGUGGUUUUGACGCAAGACUCCAUGUCGGUUGAUGAGGUGGAGCAUAUUCUGAAGAACACGGAUCAUAACGGAUUUCCGGUCGUUGUGUCCAAGGAGUCUCAGUACCUGGUGGGAUUCGUCGCCAGGAAAGACUUGAUUCUCGCGUUAGGAAAUGCGAGAAGAACAAUGGAAGGCGUUUGUGGGGAUUCAAAAGUGUUAUUCAGCUCAUCAGCAGAUGCGAGGUACAUGUCAGUCGACCCCAAUGGUCCUCCGUCAGUUCGCUUGCGAAGACUAGUAGAUUUGGCUCCCAACACCAUCACUGAUCACACGCCGAUGGAAACGGUUAUUGACAUGUUCAGGAAGUUGGGCAUCCGUCAAACCCUGGUCACUCAUAACGGGCGCUUACUCGGAGUCAUCACGAAGAAAGACGUCCUGAGGCACAUCAAACGGCUGGAGAAUGAUGAUUUCAUUGAAAGUGUACAUAUAAGAUGAAGGAACAAGCAUUAUUGGUUUUGAUCGCUUCCCGUGUCGUCCGCUCGGAAUCGUGGAUUCUGAAAUGUAAGCCGCAGUCCCUUCCGUGCGUUUUCCUCGCCAUGGUGUUUGAGAGAGAUCUGAAGGAGGAGAUGCCGGAACAAGAAUCGCGUCGAUGAUUUCUAGGAGAUUUCGUGGUAUUGUUUCGUUUGUUUUUCCUUGCUCAGUUUGUCCCACCUUGUGUAAUUGCUUGUGUUGUUCGGAGAAAUGGGUGGAUUCAUUCGCGUGCUUGCCAGGCCUAUUUCUUGAAGUUCAAAUGACUUGAAGAUGAGAAACUGAAAAUGCUUGAGAAUCAAAAACUGGAUUUUUCGCUAGAAACUCUUCCCGAGGUUGAAUGAGGUGACAGAUAGCAUCUGGUUAUUCUUUCUCAAAAGCCCAACCUUGCCAAUGAGCACGAAUCACCGAGAACUUCAAAAUUAUUUUUUCGGGUCGUCAUUCCCAGAAAGGAAUUCUUCCUUUACGUGUACAGUACAGUACUAGAUUCUAAAAUAUUUCCAUAGAAACGAGACAUCAUUAUUUUCCGACUUCUUGAGAAUUAACUCUUCGGAAAUGGUCCUUGAUAAUUUUUCUGAAAAUAUGCCGAUGAAAAAUAACUUCCGUAGCGUGGAGAAAGAAAAUUAAUUUUAUUCCUAAUAUGCUGUAUUACUGUACUUCACUUACAUUCCUUUUCAAGCCGGUUUUCCUCGAAAAAUUUCACGAAGCUCUACCUUUUAACUCGGAAAAUAUCCAUGUCACAUUCGAAUCCCACUUCAUGGAUUUUAUGGUUAUUUUCGUCUGGAUUCGAGGCUCAUACUCAUGAUAGUAUUUUGUAGAAAAUCGAACAAAGUGCCAUUCAUUUACGUGAUUUCCGUGCGAGCUUCAAAGCAUUAUAGAAUCAUGCGCUAUGCAGUAAGACGGAAUAAUUUUAUGAAUGAAUUUAUCGACUGUUAUGAAAAUAUUUUGUUCUCGUGGAUUUUGUGGGUGGUGCAAUAUGUAGAAGUGUCACUAUAAAUUUUUCAAGAUACUCAGUGUCUCAAGACUUCUUUCCAAAAAAAUGUAUGAAAAUUACAUGCGCGAGCAUAUCUUCAUUGUUGGGUCACGAUUCCGUGCAGCAAGACAGGAGAGUCAAUUUUAAAUUUUAAAUCUGUAUGAUCGUGAUCUUUGUAAUUUAAUGCCUAAAGAAUUGAACAGGUCUUUCUCCGUUGAGCUCUUGGAAGUGAGACUGGCAAUCCCGCUGUGGAUCGAUCUGGUGCUCUUCAGCUUGUAUAAGAUACUGUUAUAUUUUUCCUGAAUCCAUGUUUUUCUCGGAAUCAGUGACCGAGAGUUUUCUUUUUAUUUUUCGGUGUUGGAUCAUUUGUUAUUCGACUCAUUGGAUCGGAAAAGUUGCUAUUUUUAUUUCGUGGAAGGAAUUCGGUGCCCUGUGUUAGUUUCGUUAUGCUCACCCGGCUGUUCUUAACGACGCAUUCCCGCCGUUUGGGAACGGUCGAGUGGCUCGUAAUUUUGUGGAAUCGAUGUAAAAUGUGAGUCCGGCGAAAGUUUAUCGGGUCUGAAUGAGAAGAAUUUGCGUCAUUGUUGCAUUCGGUAGAGAGUUCACUUUUUUGGCCGGGAUUUCUGAUUCAUCAAGGAUGUUACAUGCUUUUUACUCUCCGUGCUUUUCUAUUUGCUACGGUUGGUUUGUGAGUUUCCUCAGUCUUGUUUUCCCCCGUUUAGAUCGAUGGAGAUGGAACGCGAUUCUUAUGUAUUAAAAUUUAACCUCGAUAAUGCGAACCUCUCCAAGUCGAAUGCAUCCGUAUUUCGAAAUUUUUUAAGCUUCUAUUUGAAUUCCCUGGGAAACAAUGCUAUAAAAAGCCUAACUCGAAGUUUUCCUCCUCAAACCUCCAUAAAUUGAAUUUUCCUCGAGGCUUUUGGCUAUUGUUCUAUUGACACACUGGAAGGGGAAAAGCGUAAAAAAAAGGAAAUUAAUGUGUUUCGAACGGAAGUGAUUCAGUGAAAUAUCAGUUUGGCGAACGAUCCCUUGCCUCCAAGUUUAGCAUCCUGUAAUCUCGGUUAAGAAGCAAUUUAACGCCUAGAAUAUUACCAAAUAAAAUUUCCUGUAAUUCUUUUCUUUCCCCCGACAAGAUGCUUGUUUCCCUGACUCGAAACCCAUGUAACUUACAUUUUUUGCUAGUCCCUUGUAAUUCCAUUUGAAGAGGUUUGACUUUAAUGCAUUUUCUGACUUCUGUUGCCAAUUAGCUUGUAAACAACAGUAAGUUUUGAAUCAUACUUACAUGAUUUAGCUGAGGUCGAAGUGCUGCAAAAUUUUUCAAUUUGAUAUCCUCUUAUUUCUUGUAUCAGUAUUGAACAAUGUUCUGGUGAGAAAAAGUUCUGAUAUGACCGAUUUAUUCAUCUGUUCAAGAUGCUCAAGGUAAUGUAUGCUCUGAAAUUUUCAUUUUCGAGUGAAAAGUUGUCAAAUUCGUGAAUUCAACUGUGGAGAAAAUCUGCAUUAAAAACUGGGACACCCAAAAAACAUUGGGUCUAAUUAUCUCACGAAAAGCCGUAU